AUGGUGUACGAUUGGGCUGGCAAGCGCGAUAUCUGCUAUCGCAUGUACAUCGAGGAGAAACGCGCCCUGGAGGAUAUCAUGGAGUACAUGAGAAAUGCUUAUCAGUUCGCACCAAGCAAGCGUGCCUUUCAGACUCAGUUCAAGCGAUGGGGGUUUCCUUCCAAACAAAACCCAGCACAUAAAAAUGUCCAACUCGUGGCGCGAGUCAAGGAACUAUGGGAACACAAUACGAACCAGCGCGACAUGCUCCGGAUUUUGAAUCAGGAAGGGUUUGAGAUUAAAGAAAGAGAGUUAAUGCGCGUACGUGCGAAGAAUCGCUGGCUAUUGCGCGUUCCCAAUGGCAUGAAGUCGCAACCAAACGCCGAGACCCAUGAGACACAGCCGGAGGAUGAAGGGCUUCUCGCCUUGCAGCAGGAGGUCUACAAGCAGGAUGCGCCCUUCGAGAGCACCGAUGCUCUUCCGCAUCAAUCUGUGACGCCGGUUGGAGAGGAACCCGCCUCGCCUGGCUUGUCGCCAGAGGUCAUGGCGAAGCGCAAGGAGAGACUGGAACGUCUGAAAUCGGAAAGCGCUGAAAGAUGGGCGUCCAGAAAGCGUCGUCGCCGUACACGUGCAUGGGCUGGUAUGCCAGCUGAUCCGCCGGGGCCUCCACGAUUCCCAUCCGAGACUACGAUCGAUGAAAGUAAACAGUACCUGAGUUUGGACAGCACACUGUAUCGCCAAACACGAGACCAGUUCCAGAGAAUUUGCGAAGACGCAGGAUUUGUCAAAAAGACCUCUGCUGGAUCGGAAAGAUGGCAAGCGGCUAAAGACAGACUGAUUCAGGAAUCUCCACACCUACAGCAAGUUUUUAAUGCCGAGCCAAACCAGCGUGAUGCGAAAGCUCUUGCCCUCGAUGUUGUUUGCACCGAUGUCACGAAGCGGAUGAGAACACUUGAAAGACGAAUGACGAUCGCAGAAGCCAAAAAUGCUCUCGGAAUCAACCCUGAAGAAAGCCGCCAGAUCCGCAAUGCAUUCUACGAGACUUUGAAGGCAGACCACUUCACAAGCAAGUUAGAAGCUGGGGACGACCACUGGCAAGAACUAAAGGCACAGUGGAUUCGCAACUCAGCAUUGCUCCAGCGAAUUCUCGAACCCGGUCAGGCCGACCCGGAUCACACGAACAAACUGAAAGCCAUGGAGGUACUGUGCCGGGAUGUGAUGAAACGGCUUCGCGACGACCAGACAAAGCGAGAUCCGGCUCGCAAGAGAUCGACUCCACGCAGCGAGACACAGAAUACUGCUGUGGGUAAUAUGUUAGGAAAUGAGAUCAGCAACGGCAUCAGCACCCUUGCUUCGCAGGCGCUUGCAAGUGCUCCAAUUUCCACGAGUGACAUUGGGGAUAUGCAGAUUGAUCCGUCUUUGCUGCAGGCAGCAAAUGACCCAUCCUCGUUCGCCGCCAAUCCCCAACGGGAGGCCGGGAGUGCUUUUGAAUACAUGGACCCAAUAAUCCAUUCAAAUUUGCUGAAUACCCUUGUCCAUCUGCAGCUAAGUCCUCAUAGCCAGCUCCAGGACCCUUCUUUGGGGACGUGGGUUGAGAAGCUGGCAACACGGUCGGUCGAGGAGCUUCGCCAAGUGAUUGGAGCGAAGUAUCCCUAUUCGAUCAUCAGCAAGGUCGAAGGACUCGACAGGGAUGAACAUGGAAACGAAACCUUCUUUCCCAUUGACGAGGAUCAUGAGUUGGAUGCUUACUUGAAUCAUGUUCAGGGAAGAAAGGCAUUGUUUAAUUUGGCAUUACACAAAUUUUAG
Molecule: messenger RNA, 1785 nt
Organism: Penicillium argentinense
Lineage: Eukaryota; Fungi; Ascomycota; Eurotiomycetes; Eurotiales; Aspergillaceae
Product: Clr5 domain-containing protein
Exons: 2
Coding region: 1-1785 (594 amino acids)
Source: RefSeq, a predicted model, not a curated record